Molecule: messenger RNA, 765 nt
Organism: Prorocentrum cordatum
Lineage: Eukaryota; Dinophyceae; Prorocentrales; Prorocentraceae
Source: the annotation of a GenBank genome assembly
AUGUCUAGCGAUUAUGUUUUUAAUCAACUCGGGGGCGGGUCUUGCCUAGCAGGUCUCUGCUCGCAGCAGGUUCUGUUCAGGCCGCGCCCUGAAGCUGGCGGCCAAGCUGCCGUGGCUGGGGAUGCGCCGGUUGCCUGGCUUGGGCCUGCAAUCAACCAGCCUGUGGGCGCACGGGCUCCGCGCGUGCAGCCUCGGCAGCUGUCAGGCGCCACGCCUCCUCUACAGUGUAUGCCAGGGCCCUCGGGCGCCUCUGGUGCGUCUGCGCAGCGGUUGCUUGCGCUCGGCGGCGUGGCUUGGGCCGGCAGCCAAGGCCGCAAGAGGGCGCGGAAGCAGAGCAGGCGGGCAGCUCGAGCUGCUGAGGCGCGGGGCGCAGAGUUUGCCGCGCAGUGCGCGGACGAGGAGGCCAUGCUUGCUGAGGGCACCUUUGCCAUCAAGCCCGAGGACCUUCUCAGGCGCUGCAAAGAGGUCCUGGCAGCCGGGGUCGGCGCCCGUGAACCGGGCGCGGACUUCGCCGAAAACUUUGAGUUCUGCGCGCCGGUCGUCGGGACCCUCGGUAAAAAGCAGUACCUGGGCGCUCUUGGCACCUUCGAGAUAGAGGGCGCUUUUCCGGACGCCAAUCCCAACUACCACUCUUCCGCGUCGACCCAUUCGAGCCGAAUCGCGUCUGGUUCCCGACGCGCAAAACUGGCACCAAUACUGCUGAGUUCGUGGGGGAGCCAGCCGCUGGCAAGGCUCUCAUUUUUCCUCCUGAGGCGUGCAGCAUGA